AAGGAAAGAUGGCGGCGGAACUGGACAGAGUGCGAAUCUCAGCUGCGGAACUCCGCGCUGACGCGUCGAAUUCAGUCAGCAGUAGUGACUGUCAGAAAGAGGAACAACAGGAGCAUCACUCACACAAGCAGCAGAGGAGGCGUGAAGGAAAACGUCCUGAUCUGCAGCGCUACCAGCCAGUUUCUGGACAUGGACGACGUCAUCGCGACAGUGAGGGAGAAAUUAGUCAAAGCAAUCCCCUAGCUGGUGAUUCACAAGACCAUGAUCAGCCAUCCCAGAGUGAAAAAAAGGGUGUGUCUGAAAAUGAUUUGGAGCGACAAGGGUGCACAGAUGGUGGGACAGGUACCAAUGAAAGGGAUCAUGACAGGAUGAGAGGUGAUGGCAGUAACAAUCAGAACUGCAGAAAGGGGAGACAUGCGCAGGAUAAAACAGAUGCAAAUGAUGAAAAAUCAUUUGUUGAAAAGGAACAUCAAGAACCUGUAGGAGCAGCUAAGCAGACAAAGAAAACCCGUAAACCAGACCGAGAAUUUUAUCAACCUGGGAGUAGACGAAGCAUCCAAGGAAAGGACAGUGGCACUGGAAGAGAGCAGGAUAAACCUCCCCCUAGGAAACCUGAGCUAGAAUCCCAACUAAAUACAGGGAUGAGUGAAGUGGACAAAAAAGCAUCCAUACAGAAGCAGGGUGGAAAAGAUAAAAGAGCAAAAGGCACACAAGAGACUGUAAAGUUGUCUAACUCCAAAGAGACAAGUAGAAAGCAAGAACGCCAAGAUGUGGAAACACCUGAAUUGCCCAUUGAUGUUUCAGUGGAGAAAAUUACUAGUAAAGUUGAAAAACUCAACAUACAAGAAAAGGAUAAAGUUGAAUGUGCAAGUCAGAAUGUUGGAGAAUUAAAUUUCAAGGCAAGGGAAACAAUUGACAAGAAAAGGCAAGGUCAAGGUUCAGGAACCAAAGAUGAGGAAGAAAAGUCAGCGCCGAAGAGAGAAAGAGGAAACCGAAGGAGAAGAGGAGUGGAGAAGGAAAAGGAGAAGAAUCAGGACUCCAGAAGAGAAGAUGAGCCAGGUGAUCAGGGCAAGAACAAUCAAGGGAAAACUGAGAGGGAAAAAGACAAGAGAGCUGUAGAAACAGAUGUGAAAAAAACAGAUAAAGCAGACCAAACACACCAAAGUAAAAGAAGAGAGAACCGCAGGGAAAACCGAAGUGGUGGAAGCAACAACAGCAGAUCCAGAGAUGAUGAGAAGGAUGCCAAGACAGAAAAAAAGAUAGACAGGGCUGUGGAAGGAGGUGACAGAAAUCGGUCCAAUGCAAAUGUCACAACGGCAACCUCAAAACGCUAUUCCAAAUCGGAUAUUCGGCGCUCACGCAAUCGAACUUACAGCAGUAGCUCAGCCAGCAGCGUGACCAGCCUGGAUUAUCCUGGACUGGGAAAGGAUACGGAGAGUGCAAAGUGGUCGCAUUCUAGACACAAUAACAAAGAGGGGAUGAUUGUUGGUGGAGAAGGACAAAGGCAUCAUUUAAAAAGUUGGACAACGAAUGAGGAAUCUUCUACAGAAUCACUGGAAGGAAGUGAAAUGAGUGACAGAGCAGAAGAUAGGAGGAGGAAAAGAAGAGGUGGGGAGGGCCAGUUAAGUAGAGAGAGACAGAGAGGAGAACGGAACAGACAAAAGGGAAGCAAAGAUGGGGCUCGGGGAAUCCUAAGGGUCUCUCUGGAAAAACAGUCAGACACCCUGUCACAUAGUGGGGAAGCACAACAUCGCAAGGAAGGCCUCGUUCCCCGUGGCCGAGGUGGGGGCAUCCUGGUACUUCCAGCUCGCACAGACAUCUCGAAUUCUCCUGAAGUGGGGCAAAGGCUCCUUUUUGGUGGAAUUAGAGGUGGGACAGCUGGCAGGAGUAGAGGAGGUCGAGGAGGAGGAGCAAGGCGACUCUGGGAUCCAAAUAACCCCGACCAGAAACCUGCUCUUACCAGCAAUCAGCCCUCACAGCAUUCAUCUCUCCAACAGCCUGUGUAUCUUCAGACAGGCAGUGGAUAUGGACAACUUCAUUUUCUGGACACAGAUGAUGAGGUAGCAGGCAGUCCGCCGGUCCCACAGGGUGAGCGUUUUCGAUCUCAGCAGGCUUCUGCCAUGGCCUACUACAAAUUCCAAAACUCUGAUAACCCAUAUUGCUACCCUAUGCCCACCAACAGCCCACAUAAUCCUAACACCACCCAGCGCUAUCCAUACCCUUAUCAUAUGGGAUCCUUUCAAAUGGCUCACCCCAACAGUAUGUACCCAAGCCCUGGUGUGGGUCAGUUCUGUGGGAAUUAUAGGGGAACAAGUUAUUCCCUGCCAAGUGCAGGAGGUGGUAUGACAUUUGAAGAGGUAGAGCAACAAGCCAGGGGGGAGCUGGGUAGACUGCUGAGGGCUGCAGACGCACAGGAGCUUCAGCUCAGUAACCUGCUGUCCCGGGAUAGAGUGAGUGCUGAUGGACUGGAUCGCAUGGCCCAGCUCAGAGCGGAGCUUCUGGGGAUGUACGAGCAGGUUAUCCUGACAGACAUCGAGUUCUCAGACUCUCAGACUGUGGAUCAGGCCUUGUGGAAAAACGUCUUUUACCAGGUCAUAGAGCGCUUUCGGCAGCUACUCAAAGAGCCCACCUAUGACAACACUCCUCAUAUCAGAAACAAGCUCCUUACACUACUUGAUGAGGGAGAAUUAUUCUUUGAUGCACUACUUCAGAAGCUUCAGACAGUGUACCAAUUUAAGUUAGAGGAAUACAUGGAUGGUAUGGCUAUCAGGGCUCGGCCAUUACGCAAAACGGUGAAGUAUGCACUUAUUAGUGCUCAGCGCUGUAUGAUUUGUCAGGGUGACAUAGCACGUUAUCGGGAACAAGCCAGUGACUCUGCCAACUAUGGCAAGGCUCGCAGCUGGUAUCUGAAGGCCCAGCAGAUUGCCCCAAAAAAUGGACGUCCUUACAACCAGCUGGCCCUUCUGGCAGUCUAUACAAAGCGGAAGUUAGACGCUGUGUAUUAUUAUAUGCGCAGCUUGGCAGCUUCCAAUCCUAUUCUGACUGCAAAGGAGAGCCUCAUGAGUCUUUUUGAGGAAGCUAAGCGUAAGGCAGAGCAGCUUGAGCGAAGGAGGAGGCAGGAGCAUGAAGGAGGCUCCAGGGGUCCAGCAGUAAGAGGAAGAGGAAGAAGAGAAGAAGGAGCACGUGUGGAGAUCUGGAUUCGUCCCAGUGGACAGGCAGCAACCCCUGCAUCUCAGAGAGGAGGUAGUGAGUCCAGCAGAGAUUCUGAACAGGAUGGAGAGCUCGGCAGUCUCAGCGCUGCUGACCUCAAUAAGAGAUUCAUUCUGAGUUUCCUGCAUGCACACGGAAAGCUCUUUACUAAAGUGGGCAUGGAAUCGUUUCCUGGAGCAGCGAGUCGUGUUCUGCAGGAGUUCAGGACGUUGCUCCAACAUGGCCCGCACCUGCUGGGAAGUACACACAUGCUGCAGAUCAUCACCAUCAAUAUGUUUGCCACACACAAUGCCAACAGCAAAGGUGAAGACGGAGAAGUUCGAUCCGUUUUACAGGAGCAGAGCACUGCCCUGGGCCUCGGCAUGUUUGCGCUACUGGUGCAGCGCUGCACAGAGCUGCUUCAAGAAAUUCCUGCAGAACCAGUCCCAAUGACAGAUGGAGAGGAGGAGGGUAAAGCGGAGGAGAUGGAGGGUCUUGUGAGAGUCUCUGCCUUCCCACUGGAUCUAAGAGAAAUGCUGCCAAGUAUCAAAGUCUGGUCUGACUGGAUGCUGGGACACCCAGACCAGUGGAACCCACCACCGUGCAGUAUAGAUUGCAGCCCCGAUGUCUGGCGGUGCCUGGCUGACCUGUGUAAUGUGCUGGCACGUGUAGACCAUGGGGAAGUGCCCCUGUACAAAGCUGAUAGUGAUGAAGGAGAGGGAGAUGAGGAGUUGGCACUGCUUCAAUUGAAAGAAGACAGGCUGCUUGCUGGCUUUGUACCAUUGCUGGCUGCACCACAGGAGCCAUGUUACACAGACAGACACACUGACACGGCCAUAGCAGCAGAUUGUAAGAGAGUUACUGUGCUGAAGUACUUUCUGGAGGCUUUGUGUGGACAGGAAGAGCCUUUGUUGGCUUUCAAGGGAGGCAAAUAUGUCUCUGUGGCAAGUCCUCCUGCACCUAACCACUCAACAGAUACAAGAAGCAGGCAGGAUUCUUUAACAGAAAAAGAGGGUGAUGAUGUCAUACUCGAGGCAGAGUCUUCCUUCUCUGCAUCAGAGGAAGAGGAGGAUGUUGAGGAGGCUGGAGACAGUGAGAAUGACAUCAGACAGCUCAAGGCACGACGCCAUGCACUCGCCAACAAGCUGGCACAGCAACAAAAGCGAAGGGAUAAAAUACAGGAAGUGCUGCAGACAGGUGGGCAGUUGGAGCUUGAAGUGAGGCCUCUCUUUCUGGUUCCAGAUACCAAUGGGUUCAUUGAUCAUUUGGCAGGACUGAAGAAACUCCUUCAAUGUGGAACAUACAUAAUAGUUGUGCCACUCAUCGUGAUUACAGAGUUGGAUGGCUUGGCUAAAGGCCAGGACAGUUUUGGUGGAGGAGUGGAGUCAGGAGGGCGCAACUACAGUGCCAGUGCGGCCCAUGUGAGGGCUGUGCAGGAGAAAGCUCGGAUGGCAGUGGCUUUCUUAGAAAAAGGAUUCGAAGCCAGGGAACCGUGCCUCAGAGCCCUAACAAGCAGAGGAAAUCGUCUCGAGUCUAUUGCCUUCCGCAGCGAGGAUAUGUCAGGGCAACAGGGUAACAAUGAUGAUGUUAUUCUGUCCUGCUGUCUUCACUACUGCACAGACAAGGCAAAAGAUUUUAUGCCUCAUCAGAGAAAUGGGACCGUGAGGCUCCAGAGAGAAGUGGUACUCCUCACAGAUGACCGUAACCUCCGUGUCAAAGCUUUGACUCGUAACGUGCCUGUGCGAGACAUCCCUUCUUUCCUCAGCUGGGCCAAAGUGGGCUGAACCAGAGCAAGCCCAAAUCCAAGGAACCCAACUGCUGAAGCCUGCUUGUCAGUCAGCCAAGAGAGAAGACACACUUCAGAGGAAGUUAACAGGGGAGAGGAAAUGAUAAAGCAAGGAACCACUUUUAAUGAAAAACAAGCAAAUGUAGAGAGAGCAGAGUGGUUUCAAUGAGCUUUUCCCCCUUGUGACAGUGUGUGUGUAUGUGUGUGUUAAGAUCAGUGAGCUUCCCUAGAGAGACGCAGGAAAGACUCUCAGGAAGGCUGUAGAGGAAGAAGGGAAAAUGGAGUGAUUUGAUUUGUAGGUUGCCCUGUGCAGCCGCAAACCUCUGCUCCUAUUUCGCGUAUGCUCUGCAAGCAGUGUUAAAAUUUGAAUCUGAUGACAGAAUGAGCCAGAACGGGGGGAAGAGUGGCUAUGGUCAUUUAAUUGAUUAAGACAGCAUUACUGAAGGCCAUAAAUGGCACUUACACACCUCUGAGGGUCCAGGCUUAGAUACUGCUUCAGCCUCAACAGCAGAGCUAAAAGAAUGGCAGGAGGAAAUCAGCACAGCUGGCUGGUCUGUGUCAAUACAGUAAGGAGUGGCUGAUUGUAAGUGAGGGUUAAUCAAGAGCCCUCAUGCAAACUCAGCACCUCCAAGGAAUGACGGGCAGAUACGGUAUUUCCUGCUAACCCAGGAAGUGCUCGAUGCCUGUUUGGUAUUUUGGAUUACACUUCCUGGCUGACGCUAACAUUAAGUUUGGCUGUUGAAAUUAGAUGUUUUUAAAAGUCAACGGCAGCGUUAGAUAUAGUUUCUUUCUGUUUGUACUUUUUGUUUUGUUUUUGCUCGUGUGUAAAAAAAAAAAAAAAAUUUUGUGUGUGUAUUCUUAAAAGCUGUAAACUCCGAUAAUAAACAUCUGCAAAGUUUUCCUAACAUGAAUUGCUAAUUUAGCAAAUCCAGUUUUAGUUUGGUUCUGGGUGAAAAUGGGUUUGUAAAUACUCCGAGCAUCAUUUUAUUGAUUAUACAUCAGCACCGACUGAAGUUUGUUGUAUUGAAAACAAAUAAGAUACCGUUUCAUAAAUGUGUGUGAUCAAAUUUGUGCUCAUACGGGAGCUUUAAUAAUGAUCACUUGGUUUCCCCCGGCCCAAAGGGGGAAUAAAUAAAAAAUAAUCUGAUAUCAGAAACCAGCACUUUCCUGCUGAAUUGUCAUUGCAGUGGAUUUGUUUGCUGGUUUGUGUUGUAUUUUCAGUUCUAGAAAAUAGGAUUUCCUUUAGGUGACAUUUGGCCCAUCUAUGACUUAAAACAAGAUGAAACCAAGCAUUACAAAUACUUGCUGAGCCAGCGAUAGUGUUUAAUGUGCUGGUCCUUUGCAAAGACUUUGCAGAAUUUUAUUAUCAAGUUUAAUUUCUGUUCAGAUGUACAAGUCAAUUUGUGCCGUUUAAUUUGAACCACCACAACAGUUUACACUUUCAGUAGCUUUUCUCUCGUGACAUCAUUCAUAUAAGCAUUGUCCUUUUUUUGUCUUCAGUGUGACUUUACCCCCCCCCCCCC
Messenger RNA from Archocentrus centrarchus (flier cichlid), 6498 nucleotides. It is a transcript of the gene smg6, whose product is annotated as SMG6 nonsense mediated mRNA decay factor. The coding region runs from base 9 to 4973 and encodes 1654 amino acids. The record is from RefSeq and is a predicted model, not a curated record. The transcript has 19 exons. Gene Ontology annotation, cellular component: telomerase holoenzyme complex. Gene Ontology annotation, biological process: nuclear-transcribed mRNA catabolic process, nonsense-mediated decay. NCBI's taxonomy places the organism in Eukaryota, Metazoa, Chordata, Actinopteri, Cichliformes, Cichlidae. Gene Ontology annotation, molecular function: protein binding; telomeric repeat DNA binding; telomerase RNA binding.